Messenger RNA from Colletotrichum fioriniae, 642 nucleotides. RefSeq lists its product as uncharacterized. Gene Ontology annotation, biological process: heterochromatin formation; negative regulation of transcription by RNA polymerase II. Gene Ontology annotation, molecular function: protein binding; nucleosome binding. The record is from RefSeq and is a predicted model, not a curated record. NCBI's taxonomy places the organism in Eukaryota, Fungi, Ascomycota, Sordariomycetes, Glomerellales, Glomerellaceae. Gene Ontology annotation, cellular component: ESC/E(Z) complex.
AUGGCCCCAACUACCAUCAACCCGGCCAAUCUCACCCGCUCUGCCUUUAGCCCGGGCGUUUCGGCAGAAUGUCCAGCUCCCUAUACGCGGCUCAUCGAGUUCCAGACGCUUGGUUGCGGCCCGCAGUUCUUUAUGCGAUUCAAGCUGCACUUCGUUCCCGACCAGCACCCCAUCCUGGCCUUCUGCAACGCCAACGGCAAAAUCUACUUUUGGGACUUUGAGCAAAUCACAGGCUUCCACGACUAUGUCAAUGCCGUCAAGAGACCCAAGAGAGACGGGGAGGAGGCCGUUCCGAAGCCCAGUUGGCUGCCAGCCAUCACCCAUCGGGCCAAUACAAACGGCAAGGCGGCGCCGACGGUCCGGGAGAAGAAGGCGGCUGACAAGGCUCACCGGACGGAGCUCGAGCAGAUUCCCGAGCUGAGAGCCCAGUACAACCAGGAAACGCUGCAGACGUGGGAUGGCAAGUUUACCGUCGGCAACCCUCAGGUGCCCCUGAAACCCCACAAGAUUGAGAACUGCGGUGCUUCGACCUUCGUUGGUAGACAGGUUGCUUGGAGCCCCGGGGGUGAAUGGUGCGUCGUCGUGGGCAGCUCCAACUUUGCUCUGGUUUUCCAGAGAUGGGUACCCAAGAAGGAUGCGUGA